Paramecium sonneborni is the source of this 1888-nucleotide messenger RNA. The record is from the annotation of a GenBank genome assembly. Lineage: Eukaryota; Ciliophora; Oligohymenophorea; Peniculida; Parameciidae.
UUUCAGUUUAUCAAUGUUACCUAAUUCGUACAUUUAAUCUAUGUACAUAAAUCCACAGUAACAAGUAGCACCUUUGCCAUUUGGAUACAAUAGUAACACACCAAGUAUUUUUAGUUUUUUUAUAUUUAAGCAAAACCUGUUUAUUAACCCUAACCACCAAUAGAAACAGAAUAUUAAGGUAUAAAUAUAGUCUAAUCUUUUAGUAAAAGUGUAACCUGAACCACAAAGAGAGGAAAUUAUUGUGUAACAGCCAAUGCCUAAUAAAAUUGUAACUAUAGUAAAACCAAAGAAACAUUCUUAUGUAAUCGUUAAAUUUGAAUUAAUAGUUGAUAGAUUGGUUACUAUACAUAUUACCAAUAGCAUUCUUUAUAAUAGUUCUACUUAUUAUGGCAUUAAUCUUUGCAUAUAAAGUGAAACACUUGAAUCCAGAAGGAGCACAUAACACAUUAGAAACACUGAAAAAUAAUCUACAAAUGGCACCAAUAGAGGAUAUUGUAGUAGCCACUCAAUCUACAUCAGCUGUGGGUCACAAUGUGAUACCACAUUUUACACAUGAUUAGGUUGAAUGUCCAAAUGGAUAUGGAAGAACUCAUUUAGGUUAAUGGGAUGGAGUUUAAUCUGGAUGUAUUUGUGAAAAUGGAGAUAUUAGUCAUUCUCUAACUUGUUUCUAUAAAUCUAAUUGUAAAAAGGUUAAAUCUCAUGAAUCUAUAUUUUUUACGACAUGGCAAUAAAAAUAAUAUUGUACUAAAAUAUUUACAGAAUGGAAACCAUUAUAAGGUGCUACAUGUGAAACAUCUUACUAAUAGUGUGGUAGUAUUUGUGUUCCAUCAACUAAAAAUUGCCCACUUUCUGGUUUAAUUAAAGAUAAUUCAAGAACUAAUGAUAGAAAUGCUAUUAAAAUUGGAACAGAUAAUUAUAUCAAAUUAUUUGAAAACUCAUCUCCUAUUAUUAGUAUCGAAGUUGUUCCAGGAAUUGGAUAAGAUGAUUCUUCCCCUUGUUAUAAUCAUAAAUUGAAUCCAUAAUUUUAAUCAGCUAAAUAUUACCCUCUUGCUAAAAGACCUGAAAUUGGUUGUGAUAAUUUUGAAGAUCUUCAAUCUCAUCGACUCACUUUGAAUACAUUUUCGGCUCGUCAAACUUACUAAUAAAAUGGCUUGACUAAUGUACUAUCUUAAUUACCAUUUUAUGAAAAUUAUGAAGAUAACGAAGAUACGUAUGCAUUAGAAGCCAUAAAGAAAAUUUCGAUUAAUUCAAAUGAAUUCUGUUAAAAAUUGUCACCUAAAGAUAUUGAUUAAAUCACAAAGAGUGGAUAAAAAGUAUAUAAUUCAGAAAGAGCCUUGUCUUUAAUUAUUAUUAUAAGUGUUGGAAUAGUUCUUUUCCUUGUUCCUAUUUUGUAUCUAAUGAAGAAUAGAGUAUAUUUAAUUCAAAUGUUUUAGAUUUUCCAAUGGAUGGAUAUGACUGAAUUUCAUUAACCAAAGUUUCUUUGUGCUAUUGCAUUAAUAAUUGCCAUCUUAUGCAUUGCUUUAGGAGCAGUUUUUAUAAGUGAAGUAGAUGGAAAAGUAAUAUAUACAAUCUUAUUAAUUUUUAGAAUGGACUAAGAGAACAUAAUUCUCAAUUUUCUAAGUAUCUUGAAAAAAAUUGUUUUCCAGAUGAAGGAUUAGAAUUGGUAUAUAUAAUUUUUCUAAUAUUUACAGGCUAUUACUAAAGUCAAUUAAUUUGCCAAGAAUACUUACUUCCAUACCUAUUCUUUGAUUAUUGCAGCAUUUUAUGUCAGCAUCAUUUUCAUUAUCCUCCUAAUAAUCUUUGUUGCUUACUAAUACUUUGCUCAUAAAUCAUUCUUUGAUAAUCCUUGGACUUCCAGAUAAUAAGAAUAUUCAGAAUUUCAUUGAUG